Molecule: messenger RNA, 1218 nt
Organism: Phodopus roborovskii (desert hamster)
Lineage: Eukaryota; Metazoa; Chordata; Mammalia; Rodentia; Cricetidae
Gene: Epm2a
Product: EPM2A glucan phosphatase, laforin
Exons: 4
Coding region: 1-1017 (338 amino acids)
Biological process (GO): protein dephosphorylation
Cellular component (GO): cytoplasm; nucleus
Molecular function (GO): starch binding; protein tyrosine/serine/threonine phosphatase activity; carbohydrate phosphatase activity
Source: RefSeq, a predicted model, not a curated record
AUGCUGUUCCGCUUCGGCGUGGUGGUGCCGCCCGCGGUGGCCGGGGCGCGGCCCGAGCUACUGCUCGCGGGAUCGCGGCCGGAGCUGGGGCGCUGGGAGCCGCGCGGGGCCGUGCGCCUCAGGCCCGCGGGCACCGCGGCGGGGGCGGCCGCGCUGGCGCUGCAGGAGCCCGGCCUGUGGCUCGCCGAGGUGGAGCUGGCGCCGGACAACGAGGCGGCGGCGGUCGGCGGGACGGAGCCGGGCCGCGAGGGCGCCGGCCGCGUAGACACGUUCUGGUACAAGUUCCUGCAGCGCGAGCCCGGAGGCGAGCUGCGCUGGGAAGGGAAUGGGCCUCACCACGACCGUUGCUGUACAUACAAUGAAAACAACUUGGUGGAUGGUGUGUAUUGUCUCCCAGUAGGACACUGGAUUGAGGGCACUGGGCACACCAACGAGAUGAAGCACACAACAGACUUCUAUUUUAACAUUGCAGGCCACCAAGCCAUGCAUUAUUCAAGAAUUCUACCAAAUAUCUGGCUGGGUAGCUGCCCUCGUCAACUAGAACAUGUCACUAUCAAACUGAAGCAUGAAUUGGGAAUUACAGCUGUCAUGAAUUUCCAGACUGAAUGGGAUAUCAUCCAGAAUUCUUCAGGCUGUAACCGCUACCCCGAACCCAUGACUCCAGACACCAUGAUGAAGCUGUACAAGGAAGAAGGCUUGGCCUACAUCUGGAUGCCCACACCAGACAUGAGCACUGAAGGCCGAGUGCAGAUGCUGCCACAGGCUGUGUGCCUCCUGCACGCCCUGCUGGAGAACGGACACACUGUGUACGUCCACUGCAACGCUGGGGUGGGCCGCUCCACCGCUGCCGUGUGUGGCUGGCUCCACUACGUGAUUGGCUGGAGCCUGCGGAAGGUGCAGUACUUCAUCAUGGCCAAGAGGCCUGCGGUCUACAUCGAUGAAGAAGCCCUGGCCCAGGCGCAGGAAGACUUCUUUCACAAGUUUGGGAAGGUUCACUCUUCCAUAUGCAGCUUAUAGGUGGCCAAUCUGCCUCUCCUUCGAGUUAGUGGAAGAGCUACAGACGAAGACCCCAUCGGAACUGAGGGGGCUGUAGCCCACAGGUCACCCGGGGAUACCCUCUAUAACGGCUUGGUAGGGAUUAUCUUUGAAAUAUGUUACAAAGGAAACUGCAUGGCACAUAAGAAAAAUGCGAAGUCAGCUGGGCAGUGCAAUGUAGGC